AUGUCGGUGUUGAUUGUGACAAGUUUGGGGGACAUUGUUGUUGAUUUGCAUACAGAUCGUUGUCCUCUGACAUGCAAGAAUUUCUUGAAACUCUGCAAGAUUAAAUAUUACAAUGGGUGUCUAUUUCACACAGUUCAGAAGGAUUUUACUGCACAGACAGGUGAUCCUACUGGAACAGGUUCUGGUGGUGAUUCUAUCUACAAAUUUUUGUAUGGGGAUCAAGCUCGUUUUUUUGGUGAUGAGAUUCAUUUGGAUCUGAAGCAUUCCAAGAUGGGUACAGUUGCCAUGGCUAGUGCAGGAGAAAAUCUUAAUGCUUCUCAGUUUUACAUGACACUGCGCGAUGAUCUUGACUACCUUGAUGGGAAGCACACUGUCUUUGGAGAGAUUGCUGAAGGGCUUGAAACACUGAGCAGAAUAAACGAGGCUUAUGUAGAUGAGAAGAGCAGACCUUAUAAAAACAUUCGCAUCAAACAUACAUAUAUACUAGAUGAUCCUUUUGAGGACCCUCCACAGCUAGCUGAGCUAGUUCCAGAUGCUUCUCCUGAAGGAAAGCCAAAAGAUGAGGUUGAUGAUGAAGUGAGGCUUGAAGACGAUUGGGUUCCCAUGGAUGAACAAUUAGGUGCAGGAGAACUUGAGGAGGUUAUUCGUGCCAAAGAAGCACAUUCUAGAGCUGUUGUGCUUGAAAGUAUAGGGGACAUUCCAGAUGCUGAGAUAAAGCCUCCUGAUAAUGUGCUCUUUGUAUGCAAACUAAAUCCAGUGACUGAAGAUGAGGAUCUGCAUACAAUCUUUUCACGAUUUGGAAGUGUGAGCUCAGCUGAAAUAAUCCGUGACUUUAAAACUGGAGACAGCUUGUGCUAUGCCUUUAUUGAGUUUGAUGAUAAAGAAGCUUGCGAACAAGCAUACUUCAAGAUGGAUAAUGCCUUAAUAGAUGAUCGGAGGAUACAUGUGGAUUUCAGUCAAAGUGUUUCAAAGUUAUGGAACCAAUACAGGCGUAAAGGCAGCAAUCAAGCUGGAAAUGGAGGUAAUAAAGGUUGCUUCAAAUGUGGGUCUCUUGAUCACAUUGCAAAAGACUGUUCUGGGAACUCUGAACCUCCAAAAUACAUCUUGAAGGACGAUGGUUUCAACAGAAGAGGUUCCAAUGAUAGCUCCAGGUAUGACAUGGUGUUUGAUGAGGACACACAUGCAAGUCCAAAAAGAAACAAACAUGUUGAGGUGGAUGAUGGUAAAGAGAAACGAAAAGUGGUUAUGGAUGAAAGAAAACAAAAGGAUUUAUACAGACAUGAUAAAGAGUGGUCGGGGGAUAGAAGAAAAGAUGAUAAUAGGCGAGAUAAUAGACACAAUAUAAAAGAUUCCUACUACAAGAAGAGAGAUGAGGCGGAUUAUCAUAGAGCAAGAGGAGGGGGCGAGAUGGUAGAGCUGAGGAGUCGUAUGAUAGGAAAAAAGUUGGUGAUGAAGAUGAUGGUGAAAGAGAUUAUAGAACAAGUAGGAAUGAUGAUAGAAGGCGAGGUGAUGACUCAUAUGGUAGUAGGAAGAAGAGAUACAGUGAUGAAGAUUCAUAUGAUAGGAAAAAAGUUGGUCAUACUAAGAGGAGCAAGGAGGAAGAGCGAGGUCGAGGUCGCAGCACGCGAUAUGACAGUAGGGAACAUAGCAGACGGGAUUAAUUUGAACGACCUUGAUAACAUUGAUUGUAUGUGCACAUCACCGACUUAA
Molecule: messenger RNA, 1710 nt
Organism: Lactuca saligna
Lineage: Eukaryota; Viridiplantae; Streptophyta; Magnoliopsida; Asterales; Asteraceae
Source: the annotation of a GenBank genome assembly